CUGGUGCACAGUUGCUGACUCAGCUGGUCCAAGCUCCAGCAGUCUGUGCCUUAGUGCAAAGCUGGGAUCAGAGAGCGGGACAUGACGGCCAUAAGUGUGCAGAUGCAGAAGGCUGUCCAUCCUCAGCCUGGUUCCAGGAUGUUCUUUGAGACGUUCCUGCGUGUCCUGAUCACCAUCAGUGUGGCUCUGGCAGUGGUUCUAUCGUCCAUCUCAGUAUGUGAUGGUCAGUGGCUCUCUUACAAUGGAGAACGUCUCUUUGGAGUGUGGGACAUCUGCCGAAACGGUGUUGAAAUACAGUGCAGUCUGGAACUGGUUGGGCUGAGCCAUGGGAUGGUGGCGGUCCGCAGCUUGGUUUCCUUGGCUGUGGUUGUAGCUAUUUUUGGGCUGGAGCUGCUAAUGGUUUCCCAGCUAUGUGAGGAUGGUCUCUCCCGUAAGAAGUGGAAAUUGGGCUCAGUACUUCUGCUUGCAUCUUUCCUGUUGGCCUCUGCUGGAACUCUGACUUAUGUCCUUCUCCUCAAGGAGUACAUUGCGCUGAGCUCUUUCACACUCACAUUCUGGUGUCAGUUCCUGGGUGUUUUCCUCUUCAACUUAAAUGGAAUAAGUGGCUUGUACAUAAAUCGUCUGACGGCAUGAAUACCAGAAGUAAAACUCUCCUUUGGACGUUAUGAUGUCAAAACUUUGCACUGAUGUAGAACCCUUAUUUUCGUAUACUGCUCAGCAAAUAGAUUUUACAUUUUGAACAUGUUGUCUUUUUAAUAUAACUUUUUAAUAUAUGAAGAAUGUUAAUGCUGGUUAUGUCUGUGUGAGACGGCUUAUGGAAUGCUGAACCCUAGUAUUAAGGAAAUAGGAUAUAAAGAUUACCACUAAUGUUGCUCUGCCACACACACUGUCUUUAUACGCUUAUAGACUUCUUAUCUAAUCUAGAUCAUUAAACAUUAUCAUACACAUUUGUGCGUAGAUUCUGCAGCAAACAAAAAAAAUACACCUUUUUACCUUUUCAGUGUUGCAGUGCAAUAUAAAAUGUGACUUAUCUGAUAUACUUUACCUUAAAGUAAUAUAUCCUGCACAUGUACAUAUUUUUAUCUUAAAGUUAUCAGAAUGAGUAAGUUGUCUAUAACAUAAUUACAUUUAUUGUCUAACAGGAAAAGAGAUCAUUUUGCCAAAAGAACAAUCACUGUAAUUAGUUAGUUCUGUAGUUGUUGGAAAAUAAAAGAUGGAAAAUAAGAGUUCUUUCAAUUUA
Molecule: messenger RNA, 1240 nt
Organism: Bombina bombina (fire-bellied toad)
Lineage: Eukaryota; Metazoa; Chordata; Amphibia; Anura; Bombinatoridae
Gene: TMEM37
Product: transmembrane protein 37
Exons: 2
Coding region: 82-633 (183 amino acids)
Cellular component (GO): membrane
Molecular function (GO): calcium channel activity; voltage-gated monoatomic ion channel activity
Source: RefSeq, a predicted model, not a curated record